Molecule: messenger RNA, 309 nt
Organism: Macrosiphum euphorbiae (potato aphid)
Lineage: Eukaryota; Metazoa; Arthropoda; Insecta; Hemiptera; Aphididae
Source: the annotation of a GenBank genome assembly
AUGUCUGAAACGGCAAAGAAGUAUGGCGAAGACAAGGUCAAAAUGUGGAGGCGCAGUUUCGACAUCCCACCACCGCCAAUGGAGGUUGAUCACCCUCACUACCGUCACAUAAAAUACGACCCCCGUUCCGUAGACGGUCCCUCCGAGAGUGAGUUCCCAACACAUGAAUCAUUAAAAAUGACUAUACAAAGGACACUGCCAUACUGGGAUAACGUGAUCGUCCCUCAGAUCAAAAAUGGGUCUCGGAUUAUAAUAGCAGCUCAUGGAAACAGCCUCAGGGGCAUAAUAAAACAUUUAGAUAGUGAGUGA